AUGCGCACACCCGGGGCUCGGGCAGUAAUGGAACGGCAGCCAUCUGCGCCGGCUAUUGGCGACCGUGUCAGGGGAGUCCCCCGGCGGCAGCCAUCACUGCUGGCUGUUGGCGACCCUGCCAGGGGAGUUCCCCGGCGGCAGCCAUCACCGCCGGCUGUUGGCGACCCCGCCAGGGGAGUCCCGAGCCGCAAGAAGGGUUACAAGUGGCCACUGACGUUGCCCGGCAACACUGCCGCCCCCGCCCCCGCCCCCGCCCCCGCCCCCGCCACGCCUCCAGCGGCGCCACCCCGCAGUGGACUGGGCCUGCCCGGGUCACGCCGCGCCUCCAGCCAAAGGUCACGCGAGCGCACGGCGAGCCGCCGAGCCGAACCCUACCUCAGACCGGACAGCCAGCAGCUCGCGGUAGACGGUAAGAAUGGAAUUAUGCCGCUGCCGCUGAGCCUGCGGGCAGCAGAACCAGCAUCGGGCGGAUCGCUUAAUUGGCUACACCUGCCGGGGCGGGGACAGCGUUUGAAGCGGAGCUGUGCGCACCGCCUUCUAACAUAG
Schistocerca nitens (vagrant locust) is the source of this 546-nucleotide messenger RNA. Its product is annotated as E3 ubiquitin-protein ligase DTX1-like. Bases 1 to 546 code for a protein of 181 amino acids. NCBI's taxonomy places the organism in Eukaryota, Metazoa, Arthropoda, Insecta, Orthoptera, Acrididae. The record is from RefSeq and is a predicted model, not a curated record. The transcript has 3 exons.